AUGGGACAAUGUUGCCCAGGCGUUGGGCCAGGCCGCAUCUACGAGGCACUCCGCGAGGCCACCCUGGCGCGGGCAGUCAGUCCCAUGGACCUGAGCGUCUUGCGGCUCAACUUCGACCCAUCCAGGCGCUUCCGGCGCGUCUACCACCUCGGCGCGCUGCUCGGCGAGGGCAGCUUCGGCUCGGUGUGCUCAUGCACACGCCGACUCACCGGUGAGGAACGGGCUGUGAAGCAGCUGCUGAAGUCCCGGAUGAAGGACGGCGGUGAGGAUGUGCUGAACGAGUUAGAGAUUCUCGCCACGCUCGACCACCCCAACGUGGUGAAGUUCUACGAGUUUUUCGAAGAUGACCUGGCCGUGCUCGCCGUGACGGAGCUUUGUGGAGAGGGUGACUUCUCGUCGCUGCUGCCCCGGGGCCCCGGCGAGGAGGACGUAAGGCUCCUGUACAGGGAUGUGAUGCUGGGCCUGGCCUACUGCCACUCCUUCGGCAUCGUUCAUAGGGACCUCAAGCUUGCGAACUGCGUGAUCGCCCGAAGAGGUCCACACGACCGAGCAGUCGCCAAGAUCAUCGACUUCGGCCUCGCAGUUCUUCGCCGGGAGGAAGACUGCGACGAGGAGUGGCUCUACGAGACUUGCGGCACAGCCGCCUUCCAAGCCCCAGAGGUCCUCCAGCGAAGCUACGGUGAGAAGUGUGACAUCUGGUCCUUUGGCAUCAUGGUCUUGAUGCAGGUCAAGGGUUCGGACAUCGACCCUGUCCAGACGGCGAGCCGGUCCGAGCGCUACGAGAAGCUGGAGCUGUACCUGGACGUGAUGUCCCAAGAGCUGGGGGGCAACAAAGCAUUCCGGCUGGCACAAAGACUGCUUUGCCGGGAUGUGGCGCAGCGACCCAGUGCGCAGGCAGCUCUGGAGAGUUCGUGGCUCCGUCCGCCAAGCGUCCGAGCUCAAGAGGCAGCCCCAGACCGCCUGACCCGCAAGGACCGGAGCUAUCUGCGCCGAAGCCUCUCGGCCUUCGCGAAGCUCUCCCCCUUCGACAAGGUGGUCCUACUCAUGGCGUCGAACGCCUCGAGGUGUCAUCGCAGCGACUUCUGCCGCAAGACCUCCAAGCUCUUCAUGAGCACGGACACGGACAAAAGCGGUUUCCUCAACCAGGAGGAGGUGCAGCGUGCACUGGCGGCCUGUGGAUUGGAGGCAGACGAAGAGCAAGUUGAAGAACUCUGGCACGCCCUCGACGCAAGCGAAGACGGGCGCGUCACCCACAGCGAGUGGGUCAGUGCCACGAUGGAUGAUAGCACGCUCCGGAGCAAAACCACAGCCAAGGAGCUCUUCGAAUGGCUCGACUUCGAUGGGAGCGGCUCUGUGAGCCUUCACGAGCUGAAGAGGCUGGUCACCGACGAGGAGGCCUCGGAGGUCUUGGACUCUGCAGACAGUUCCGGCGACGGCCUCCUCAGCUUUGAGGAGUUUACAGAGCUCAUCCAUUCCAUCGCCAGCCGACGCUACGGCCCAGAUCCAGGGAGCCCGAGCGGUGACAGCGAGCAGGAGACCGGGGGAGUCCUCUGCGGUGGAAGCACCGGGAACUGCGGAGCAGCCAAAGAGUUGCCAACGCCCCGGGCGACGCCGCUGGGUAGGACGAUGAACUGGCGGCUGGACAGCUUGCCCCCCGCCAUGCGAAAAACGAUGUAG
This is a messenger RNA of Symbiodinium sp. CCMP2592, 1677 nucleotides long. NCBI's taxonomy places the organism in Eukaryota, Dinophyceae, Suessiales, Symbiodiniaceae. The record is from the annotation of a GenBank genome assembly.